Molecule: messenger RNA, 810 nt
Organism: Cannabis sativa
Lineage: Eukaryota; Viridiplantae; Streptophyta; Magnoliopsida; Rosales; Cannabaceae
Exons: 1
Coding region: 1-810 (269 amino acids)
Molecular function (GO): RNA-DNA hybrid ribonuclease activity; nucleic acid binding
Source: RefSeq, a predicted model, not a curated record
AUGCAUGUUCUUGCUUUCUGUCCUAUUGCAGCACAAUGUUGGGAGAAAGCUGUUAUUAUCACACCAGUGCAGCAAGAAACCAGUUUCUUGGACUGGUGCGUGACUGUGUUCAGCACAGUAAGCACAGAAACCUGGAGGCUAUUUUGCAUUUUAUGUUGCGCAAUUUGGGGUGCAAGGAAUGACAAAGUUUGGAAGAACAAAGCCUAUAAUGCCUCCUUUAUUUUUGCAUUUUCCACUUGUUAUCUUGAUCAAUGGAAUUCGGCUCAAGCUCCUUACUUGGAGACAUCACGGACAUGCUUAGUGGCCAGGGAUGGAUUAGACCGAUGGUGUGCACCUAAUGUUAACGAAAUCAAGGUUAAUGUGGAUGCAUCAAUAUUUGGGAGUAGCCAAGACUAUGGUUAUGGAAUUGUGGCUAGAGAUGAACAUGGCUUUAUGUUGCAAGGUGUCUCUCGGCUUUGUCAUGGAAGUGUACGUUCGGAGAUAGCUGAGGCAAUUGGAGUUCGUGAGGCCCUGAGCUGGAUAAAAGACAAACAAUGGUCGCAUGUGAUUUUAGAGACAGAUUGUUUAGUGGUGGUACAAGCAAUUCGUAAUCCAAUUCAUAUGAUCUUUUUAUUUGGUGAUGUUAUUAAAGAGUGUCAAAACUUGCUUGUAAGUUUAAGUGGUGUUACUAUUUCUUUUGUGAAACGGUCAGCAAAUUUAGUAGCUCAUGCGAUUGCUAAAGCUGCUACUUCGUAUCCUGAUCGUAUUUUCAGUAUGGGAGAUGUCCCAACUGAAUUGCUUCUGUGUUUGGUUGCUGAAUUUGAAAGUUAA